UCCAAAAAAUGAAUAAAUUGUGUUAAGCCGGUCUCCCUGCCUAUAUAUUGAUGACCUCCCAACCCUAAUUCUCUCAAUCUCAUUCCAAUCUCUUCCAAUUUCUGCUUGUAUUAGGCAAUUCUCCAAUACAUUUGAUCAAGAUGCAGAUCUUUGUGAAAACCUUGACUGGUAAGACUAUCACCCUUGAGGUGGAAAGCUCCGAUACCAUCGACAAUGUGAAGUCUAAGAUCCAGGACAAGGAAGGGAUCCCUCCGGACCAGCAAAGGUUGAUCUUUGCGGGCAAACAGCUGGAGGAUGGGCGUACACUUGCCGAUUAUAACAUCCAGAAGGAGUCUACUCUCCAUUUGGUCCUUCGUCUCAGAGGCGGUAUGCAGAUCUUUGUUAAGACCCUCACGGGCAAGACCAUCACCCUUGAGGUUGAGAGCUCAGACACCAUCGACAAUGUAAAGGCUAAGAUCCAGGACAAGGAAGGGAUCCCUCCGGACCAGCAAAGGUUGAUCUUUGCGGGCAAACAGCUCGAGGACGGGCGUACACUUGCUGAUUACAACAUCCAGAAGGAGUCUACACUCCAUUUGGUCCUUCGUCUCAGAGGCGGUAUGCAGAUCUUUGUUAAGACCCUCACGGGCAAAACCAUCACACUUGAGGUUGAGAGUUCCGACACCAUCGACAAUGUUAAGGCCAAGAUCCAAGACAAGGAGGGAAUUCCCCCGGACCAGCAAAGAUUGAUCUUUGCUGGCAAGCAGCUUGAGGAUGGCCGCACUCUAGCUGAUUACAACAUCCAGAAGGAGUCCACCCUCCACUUGGUGCUACGCCUCCGUGGUGGUAUGCAGAUCUUUGUCAAAACCCUCACGGGCAAGACGAUCACCCUUGAGGUCGAGAGCUCUGACACCAUUGAUAAUGUUAAGGCCAAGAUCCAGGACAAGGAGGGGAUCCCCCCAGACCAGCAACGGUUGAUCUUUGCCGGCAAGCAGCUUGAGGAUGGCCGCACUCUAGCUGAUUACAACAUCCAGAAAGAGUCCACCCUCCACUUGGUCCUACGCCUCCGUGGUGGUAUGCAGAUUUUUGUUAAAACUCUCACAGGCAAGACCAUCACCCUUGAAGUUGAGAGCUCCGAUACCAUUGAUAAUGUCAAGGCCAAGAUCCAAGACAAGGAAGGGAUCCCCCCAGACCAGCAGAGGCUGAUCUUUGCCGGCAAGCAGCUGGAGGAUGGGCGCACUCUUGCUGAUUACAACAUCCAGAAGGAGAGCACUCUUCACUUGGUGCUCAGGCUGAGGGGUGGAAUGCAAAUCUUUGUUAAGACCUUGACUGGAAAGACCAUCACCCUUGAGGUUGAGAGCUCUGACACCAUAGACAAUGUGAAGGCCAAGAUCCAGGACAAGGAGGGCAUCCCCCCAGACCAGCAGCGGUUGAUUUUUGCUGGCAAGCAACUCGAAGAUGGGCGAACUCUAGCUGAUUACAACAUCCAAAAGGAGAGCACUCUCCACUUGGUCCUCAGGCUGAGGGGUGGAAUGCAAAUCUUUGUUAAGACCUUGACUGGAAAGACCAUCACCCUUGAGGUUGAGAGCUCUGACACCAUAGACAAUGUGAAGGCCAAGAUCCAGGACAAGGAGGGCAUCCCCCCAGACCAGCAGCGGUUGAUUUUUGCUGGCAAGCAACUCGAAGAUGGGCGAACUCUAGCUGAUUACAACAUCCAAAAGGAGAGCACUCUCCACUUGGUCCUCAGGCUGAGGGGUGGAAUGCAAAUCUUUGUCAAGACCCUUACCGGGAAAACCAUCACUCUGGAGGUCGAGAGCUCCGACGCCAUCGAUAACGUGAAAGCUAAGAUUCAAGACAAGGAAGGCAUCCCCCCGGAUCAGCAGAGGCUUAUCUUUGCAGGAAAGCAGCUGGAGGAUGGCCGCACUUUGGCAGACUACAAUAUUCAGAAGGAGUCCACCCUGCAUCUGGUGCUGAGGUUGCGUGGAGGGAUGCAGAUCUUCGUGAAGACUCUGACCGGGAAGACCAUCACGUUGGAGGUGGAGAGCUCGGACACGAUCGACAAUGUGAAAGCCAAGAUCCAGGACAAGGAGGGCAUCCCACCAGACCAGCAGAGGUUGAUCUUUGCUGGUAAGCAGUUGGAAGAUGGAAGGACUCUUGCAGACUACAACAUACAGAAGGAGUCCACCCUUCACCUUGUCCUGCGCCUCCGUGGUGGCUUUUAAGUUUAACUAAUCUGCUUUGCCUUUAUCUGUUGGUUUCUUCUGGUUUAAUGUUAGGAUUUGUUGCUUCUGGUUUUACGUUGGAUUUGUUGACCUUGUGUCUUCUUCGUUGACAAUAUUUCUUUUUGAAUAUUAGUAUUGAACUAUGUUGUCUUGAACCUUUGGAUUCAUAAUAUGCAUGUAAAUACACGGUGAUACAUAUUGAUUGUUGGAAAUAUGGAACUGAAGCUGCUUAUAUCCAGUUUCGGUUUGAUCUA
Molecule: messenger RNA, 2452 nt
Organism: Salvia hispanica
Lineage: Eukaryota; Viridiplantae; Streptophyta; Magnoliopsida; Lamiales; Lamiaceae
Product: polyubiquitin-like
Molecular function (GO): protein binding
Source: RefSeq, a predicted model, not a curated record